Acanthochromis polyacanthus (spiny chromis) is the source of this 7798-nucleotide messenger RNA. It is a transcript of the gene slc16a2, whose product is annotated as solute carrier family 16 member 2. Lineage: Eukaryota; Metazoa; Chordata; Actinopteri; Pomacentridae. The transcript has 7 exons. Bases 849 to 2540 code for a protein of 563 amino acids. Gene Ontology annotation, molecular function: monocarboxylic acid transmembrane transporter activity; thyroid hormone transmembrane transporter activity. Gene Ontology annotation, biological process: transmembrane transport. The record is from RefSeq and is a predicted model, not a curated record.
GAGGUACAUAAUUGUCAGUAAAAAUGUUCUUCGUAUGUAACUAUUAGAAAACACAGCUGCAACGGAUGUGCAGGUUAGCUAGCAACAGGAUGUUGCUCCGAGUCCAGUCCGAGGUCACACUCGGGUCUUUCCGUGAGAAGACACGAAGUACAAACUCGUCAAACGACAUACUGUACUGGAGCUCCACCAUUGGCUCCAACCAUCCAUCCGCCGGGGAAAGGGGGCGGGGGCGGGCUGCUGAAUGACGGCUGGAGCUUUGUUGACAGUUAGGAGCCGAGACUGCCCACGGGACUAACUCAGGCCUACCGACAUUACAUCUCCACCGUGUAAAUAUGUCACACAGAGGAGGAGGAGCGCUUCUUCAUCGCUUCUUGUAACACCGGGAGAUGUUCCGCGCCGUGUUCGGGCUGCGUGUCAGAACGACACAGUGUAGAGGCGGAGCGGACGCGUUCACAGGUUGAUGAUCCGCAUUUGGCAGCGAGCAGAGGAGACGGCAGAAGUAGCUGUAUGGGGUUAGUGUCUAUAGGCAGUCCCUCGAAACGCAGCGUCUAUAGGCAGUCCCUUGAAACGCAGCUUCAUGUUGUAAGGAACAGAAGGCGGUGCUUGCUAAUUCCCGAGAACUCCGACCAGAGUCACACAUGCUGCCCAACGUCCGCCUGUCGGGCUGAAGUUGAGGCUCACACUUCGGCUACGAGCAGGAGGCUUGUCUGCCCCUAAAGGACCGUCUUGCACGUUUGACAGAUAGCCAAUCAAAUCUGGUAUUCAAAUCGGUGCUCUUAUGUCAGUGACCUAUAUCCCAUGCAUGCACGCCGAGAGCCCACAGUAACCUCUCCUCCAGACCAGACAGCAUGGGGAUCAACGGGCUAGACAAUCCAACACAGCCGUCCAGCGGAGUUUCCCGGACUGAGCAACCGGCUGCAGAUCCUCAGAUGGAGCACACAAACGCUCCCCCAGAGCCAGACGCCAGCAGAGAGGAGCAGGCGGCGGGCGGCGAGGUUAAGAUCGCGAAGGAGGACAGCGACGUGCAGCUGAUCGAGGCCGGGUGCAAGCCGUCCCCCUCGCCGGCUUGUGAACCCGAGCCGGGGGUCCAGGUGGAGAGGCACGGCCACGAAGGCGGAUUCGUCCCGCCCGAAGGAGGCUUCGGCUGGCUUGUUGUGUUCGCUGCUACCUGGUGCAAUGGCUCGAUCUUCGGUAUCCAAAACUCUUUCGGCAUCCUGCAUUUGAUGCUGGUGAAGGAGCACACAGACCCGGAGGACCAGACGUCUCAGUUCAAAGUGGCCUGGGUCGGGGCCUUGGCUAUGGGCAUGAUCUUCUUCUGCUCACCUAUCGUCAGCAUGUUCACAGACCACUUUGGCUGUAGGAAGACAGCUGUCAGCGGCGCAACACUGGCUUUUAUAGGGCUGCUCAGUACAUCAUUUGCAAACUCCUUGAUCCUUCGCUACUUCACGUAUGGCAUAUUGUUCGGCUGUGGCUGCUCCUUUGCCUUCCAGCCCUCGUUGGUCAUCCUCGGACACUACUUCCGCCAGCGCCUGGGUCUGGCCAACGGUGUGGUGACGGCCGGUGCCAGCCUCUUCUCCAUGGGCCUGCCAGUUUUACUUAAGAAGGUGGCAGAACCUCUGGGCCUCAGCAGAACCUUCCAGAUCCUCAGCCUCUUCAUGCUGGUCCAGGCCCUGCUGGCAUUAACGUUCAAACCUCUGCUCCCUGCUGGGGGAGGCAUGGGCCCACCAGGAAUGAGCCCCGGCCCUGCUGAAUCCCAAACCCAGGCCACCGCUCAGGGUGGGAGCAAGUGGAGCAAGGCGAUGGCCCGGGUCAGGAAAUACUUCAACCUGCGUGUGUUUCACAUCGUUACAUACCGGGUGUGGGCGUUUGGAGUGGCCACUGCUGUAUUAGGAUACUUUGUGCCAUAUGUCCAUCUGAUGAACUUUGUGGAGGAACAGUUCAAAGAGACUGAAAAGGAAUGGGUGCUACUGGUUUGCAUAGGAGCUUCAUCAGGGGUGGGACGCCUCACGUUUGGCAAGAUCGGGGACCUCAUUCCUGGUCUAAAGAAGAUCUACAUGCAGGUGGCGUCCUUCAUGGCGCUGGGCCUGAUGUCCAUAAUGAUUCCUCAGUGUUCGGUGUUCGAGGGGCUGGUGGUAGUGUGUGUGUUCCUGGGGCUGUGUGACGGGUGCUUCCUCACCAUGAUGGCUCCUAUAGCUUUUGAGCUGGUCGGGCCCAUGCAGGCUUCGCAGGCUAUAGGGUACCUUCUUGGCCUCAUGUCUCUCCCUAUGACAGCAGGUCCACCUAUCGCUGGUCUCCUACAUGGUUACUUUGGGAACUACACGGUGGCUUUCUCCCUGGCUGGGGUGCCUCCGAUGGUGGGGGGUGUGGUGCUGUUCUUUGUGCCCCUGAUCCACCGCAAGCUUCAGCGAGGCCAGGCAUCACCAGAGGAGACGUCCACCACUGCCCACAUGUUGCCCACUGCCCCACCAGCCGACGAGCUCAAGAGCUGCUCCAAUGGAGACAUCCUGCCUGGCUAUACUGACGUAGAGACACACAUCUGAGUCUCAGCUUACAAAGGGAUUCAGCCCACCAGCACCUUUUCUCAUGCUUAGAUUUCCCUCCUCCUAACCGAAAGUCUCAACUCUGGGCUUUCUGUUGGCUAACUUUUAACCUCUUACCUUCCCGGAUCCCUGUUGGCUGUUUGCUUUUUUCAUGUGAAGUCCAAAAGGGCACUCUGGCUACAAGCAACAGAGAGGAGGACAAGAAGGCACAUCAGCACUGAGCGAUGGAGGAGGAUAAGCACAACAUAGUCUCAACUAAAAUGGUUGGGACUCUGUAGUAACACGCACCUCCAAGAGGAAAGAAAUGAAGAUGGUGUCAACUGAAAAAAAUGGUAGUUUCUGAUUUCACAGCUGUCAAAGCUAAUUAGAUUCUAUAUAAACACAUUGUUAAGAUGAAUAAAAAAUAAGAACUAGUGAAGGGAGAAUAUCACAAUUUCUUUUUGUAGUACUUCGCACAUCUAUGGUUUUUAACACAAUGCAUUAUAUUUAGCUUGUGUAGUUGAAACACAGUGUCAUCUUGAUUGAUUUGCAGGUUCGCUGUAUUCACGUCUUUUCUACUGCCUGUGUUUUCUGCUGUGACAGCUACAAGAGAAAUACACGUAUCAGUUGUAAAUGUCACAGGAGGCGACUGACACUUUUUCUGACAGAUGAGCCACCAGACACAAUCACCUCAACUCAACUGCACACAAGUUUUACACCAUGGCUGCUCUCUGUACUCACAACCAGGGUCUAAAACUUGAUCAAAAGGACUUUUCUCUGCCAGCCUGCCUGCAUAAAAGACAGAUGUGUGAUUCUGGCAGCUGUUGAUUCCACUAAUUCAUAUGCAACAAACUCUAGCGUGUUAGAUCUUACAACAAUUUUCAAUUUAGGUCAAUGACUUGAAAGCAUGUGGCAGGUUUAUUUAUGCAGUCAAAAUUCAGAAGAAAGGUGAGCUUCUGCUGCCUGAAUUAAUGAAACUAAACACUACAGCUGAUACAAGGUCUUCUCAUGACUCUGUAGAGCCUUAAUGUUUUAUUUUUUCAAUCACAGAUCUCUACAGAUUGUGUUGGCCUUUAAAUGUUUGAGCAGGGUGCUAGACAAAUCCGCAUAAACUGUGUUUGUUACAGCUUUGACAAUAGUUUUGUAUUGUGUGGACAUUGUGUAGUUGUCUAAGUGGGAAUCAUGCAGUUGUUGCAGGAGCUUGAUGGCUGUUGACAGCGUAGAUUUUGGUCAACUUCACAAAAGGCAUAUUUCUAUUGUUUAAUGUUUCCUCUGUUUGAAUGUGCGUGCAUCUGAGAGUGUGUACGUGUAGCACCUGAGCAUCUGCAUUUUGAUACUAACGUCAGUUAUGUCAUAUGAAACUACUACGUUUGAAUCUGUGGAUGAAAGGGAACUACUGGGAUUAAACCUGCCAAAUUGCCCCAUCCCUCUUCAGACUCAUCACACAGAUAAUCCACUCAAUUUGCUGCUUUAGUUUAGUCUCAUCAUGAGGGCGUCAUUUACUGUUCUGGCAGUAGUGAAAACAUCACAGCCUCGUUGAGAUGUCCCCUCAUGGGGGCAAUUUGCAAUUACUGUUAUGUUUCAUAAACAUUUGGUCCACUUACCUCUGCACUCUUCGAUUACAAGUAAUCCUGAACAAUGAACUUUAAUGAACAUGCGUGAAGUAGCUGCAAUAAUCAACAGUUUGAGAUAUACUAUGUGGUUAUAUGCAUAACUGAAAAAGCAAGGAGGGAAACUGGGAAAAGGAAAUGCUCUGGUAUUCCUGCCUGUCAGUUCCCCUCUUUGCUUUCACUGCUAUUAUUCAGUCUGUGUCUGUGCUACAACACUUCAGAGCCUAAAAGCUACACAAACCUCACAGCUUAGUGUAGCUCUUUGUGGGUAUUGCGAUAGGACGAAUAGUUCUGAAAUGGAAACAUACGUCUAUACCUCAGCAAUCAAACAAUCCUCAGCAGUCCAGUUGAACACGUUGACAUUCUUCAUCACAUUAUAAUUUUUGCUGUUCUGUGUAGUGUCUGUUUUUGUUGCAAUCUCAGAGCCACAAAGCUGCCAAAUGUCAAUCAGCCUUGCUUCCUCCAACCUAGUUAGUGUCUGUUUAGGUACCACAAAACUGUGGAAAUGUCAAACUUCCAUUUACCCAAACAGUCGGUGCACAGUCAGUUUUAUUCUUCCUCCUUGUUUUGCCUUUGUAUCCAUUUGCUCAGUUGUUUUCCAUCCUCAUCAUUCCAGCCCUCUUCUUCCUCCACAGCUACUAAGUGUAAAUUCUAUAGAGUCUCUUUGUAGCAGCCUAUUGUCCCUGUCUGUGUUCGAAGAAAUGCAGUGAUUUAAAUAUCUAAUAUUCUUUACAAAGGUUAGAGGAGACGUAAGACUACAAGCAGUGGAGCGGAUCCAUACAAUGAUAUAUGAAUGUUGGAAAGCAAACACAUAGGUCUCUAGUUUGACGAAGGUAGGGUUACAUUUAAUUAGCAGUGCAAACAGUUGUUGAUGCUAUUUGUAGCUGCUGCUACCAAGAUAUCAAAAGGUAGAGGUAAUUAAAACGUAUGGGCUGCAUGACUAGUCCUGAUACCAGCUAUAUAAGCUAACAAAAGUCCUUUAUUUAAUGCAAUCUGUGUCUUUUUGUCCAACUGUAAAAUUAGUUACAGGUUUUACAAUUUUGCGUUAUGAAAGGUUGCAGGAGACUCUUUCUAAUAAAACAAGUAACUUCAGAACCGCAUGCUAAAUCAGUAACCCAUAGCCUUAAUAAGUAAUUUUUAACUAUGUGAACUGCAUCCUCUUAUGCAUAAAGACAGCAUUUCUACAGAAAUAAAUAGGCAGCAUUUCAUAUGCUCCUGUACAGCGCUAACUUACAUUUCUGCUGCUGCUGCACUGAAAACACAGAUGUUACUGAGUUGCACUAGUUUAUUGCAAUCAAACUAGGGGCCUAUGUUGCUGAAGUCCCCGAUUAAUGAAUGAAUGAGUAAGUGAAAACUAUUCCAGAGGGUGUUUCCUUUGGCAGUCGUGUUGGUGGACCUCAGCCUUUUGGUUCAAAACCAGCUGUGAAAGGCUGCUUGUGUAUGCACAAAAAUGUAUCCGUCUCAACAGAGUUAAUAGGAUUGUUUUGUUUUUUUGUGUCUUAUUGACUGUGAACUUAUAUACUGUGUGUGUGUAUAUAUAUAUAUAUAUAUAUAUAUAUAUAUAUACAGUAUAUAUAUAUGAUUUUUUUUUCAUGUUGACUAAGUUGGCACCUUGUUAAUGCCAUUGCUGUUUUCUUUGAAAGACGAGGACUAAAAGAAAGACAUUUGAAUCACAGCAGUAACCUCAAUUUGAAAACAAAUCUGCCUUACAUUUACUAAUGGCCGGUAGCUUAGCUGUGUACCAGAACGGAAUUUGUUUAUAGAUUUGAGAAUAAAUAAAGCAAAGCUUGUAUAGAAAAUUUUUCAGAUCUCAAUGUACCUUUGUACUCAUUGUUUUUCUUUUUGCUGGUUUCAGUAUAAAUUCUACUUUAACUGCCUCUUUAGCUGAUUCCAUCUGAGUCAACGUCUCAGUUUCUGGUCAGAACCAGCUGAGUGUUGCUUUUUUUUAUUAACCUAAAUGUAGAUUCAAAUAGAGAAAACUGACAUGUAUCGAUCUAAUUUGUAACGGUUUUUAAUUAACCAUAAACUGUUUUUGUUUUUAUUUGUUGGUGUUUUUAGUGAUACUACUGGAAAGAGAACUGCUGAGUUGGUCUUUUUGUUUAGAGUUGAGAUAAUGUAAAAGUGAAGGAGCUGAAUGAAUGAAUGAAGAAUGAUACAGUACAUCUGGAUGGUUGCAUGGUGUCUGCUCUACCAGUGUUUGGCUUGCCAAAGUCUUUUCAUCUAUGCAGCAUCACUACGCUCAUGGUCUCCUUCCUGUGAGCGCUUCACUUUCUGAGGUCUGAACAUGUCAGUCUCUUAAUGACAAAUGUUUACUUGGACACCAAGUUUGCAUUUUCUCUGGUAGCAGUCAAAGCUGUAGCCUUCAGUAGUUCACAAUCAGCUAAGCGUAUAGUAGAGCCCCUUGUAUUUUGCCUAAAGGAUGUAUGUACUACUAACCCUACUACUUGUUCCCCUUGUUUAAAAAGACAUUUUUAUAUUAGAAAGUUUUGGAGCUGUUGUUGGACUUCUAGCUGUUUCCCAAAAAAUGUCGCAUUUCUCCCCCUGCAGUUGCUGUUCUUUAUCUUCUGCUGCUUGCCUGUGGCUGAAAGUUUGCAGGUCAUAGCUUCAAAGAGACGCAUUUGGUGGCAUAUUUUAAACUCUGUGUUACACAAGACGAAGGUAGCGCAAGGCAGUGUUUGUUUUCUUGGUUUUUACAUUCAUGAAAAACGGAUCAGAUCAACUGAACGUGUUACUCUACAUUUAGUGUUCAGUCAGUUUACCAUGUUUUAUUCACCUUUGGUUUCAUUUCAUUCAGCAUUUGCUUGAAUUUACAGUGGAUAUCUCUUUGUUUUUUUCUCUUUUGGCUUUCCUUUGGCUGAUAAAACCACCUGAUUUCAAGUCAAUAGAACCUAUUGCAGCACCAAGACUUGUUCUUCUACUGUGCAAUGUGCCGUUUCUCUGCUCCUCUGACCUCACCACCAGCUCAACUCUGUGACUCGUGUGCUUUUCCUGAAACCAUGCUACCGAUAUGUGAAACAGGAUAGCUGAAGGUCUGUAUGUUACAAAGCUGAGCCACAAAAAGUCAGCACCUCAUAGACUAGCCAUAGAUCAUUUCCAGCAGGAAUACUUUUUCAGUGUUCAUGCCAGCGUAAGUCAUUUCUAAAUUUUAUGGCUUUUGCUCACGCCUGAAUAAUAUUCUGACUUUUCUAUGCUCCGUAUUUUCUACAAACCCUGUCUUCAUGCAUAUUUCUCAUUGUCUUGACUGUACACGUCAAUCUUCUAUUGUUUAUUGUUUUGAUGGUCAUUUAUUCUCAUUCGUGUUUCUGUAUGCGGCAACGCUCGGCGCAGGCCUUCCCCCAGCCUUACAUGUUGAAAUGUUCUGCUAAAUGUUCUCUCUCUAACCUCCAGUAAGGCUGCUGCAGUUAAACCUCUACUGCGUCACUUUACUUCUUAAAGCUGCCAGCUUCUGUCCUUCUGUCCCACACAAGCUCUACCUUUUUAUAUGAAAACCCAUUUCUGUCUUUUUCAGUGAUCUAACAAGGCCAGUUACAUCGCAAAAUCUGAGAUUCAUUCAUGCUGCUAGAAAGAUUAAUGUAAUUUUUGUGUUUUGGUCAUAAUUUUGAAUCUGUAUCAAAAGAGGCACAUGUUUUUUUCUAUUAAACCAACAAUAAAAUGUAAUAUGAGAACUCA